Messenger RNA from Triticum dicoccoides, 1666 nucleotides. RefSeq names its product F-box/kelch-repeat protein At3g23880-like. Lineage: Eukaryota; Viridiplantae; Streptophyta; Magnoliopsida; Poales; Poaceae. The record is from RefSeq and is a predicted model, not a curated record. Bases 163 to 1413 code for a protein of 416 amino acids. The transcript has 2 exons. Gene Ontology annotation, molecular function: protein binding.
AGGCAGUGAAGGCUGAGGCCCAUUUUGGUUGAGUUCGGUCGGGAGUCGGUACCCUUCUUCCUUGCUGUCCAAAGGCCGAAACCCUCGACCAGUGCGGCGGCCACUUUCCCCUCCGUCCUUCUCGUCUCCGGCGAUUGCCUGCCCGCCGUCAGCGCUCUCGCGAUGUCGCCCUCGAGGCCGCGCCCAACCAUCUCCAGCUCCGGUGACCUGCCCGCGGACGCGCUGUACGAGGUCCUUCUCCGCAUCCCGGCCAAGGACCUCUGCCGCCUCCGCGCUGUCUGCCCCGCCUGGCGCGCCCUCACCUCCGACCCGCUCUUCGUCGCGGCGCACAAGUCCCGCCACCGUACUGCGCCCCCGCUCCUCGCCAUGGGCUACCGCGACGGCAGUGGAGUUAGCGGCGUUGCGAUUUCGGAUUUGUCGGGCAACGUCGUGAAGCGGAUUCCAAGCACCGGGUAUGAGAUUGUUGGGGUGAACAAGUCCGGUGAUCCCAUUGGCCGGUUCACAAGCAAGAACGAUAGCAUCUGUGUUGUGCGCACGCGGCUAGACCUCGUCUGUUUCAACUGGAUUGAUUACCCUCAGGCCUUCUCGGUGCUGAACCCGGCCACUGGAGCUACCAUCGACUUGCCGACGGGCCGCUCGGAGGAAUUGGAACAUGAGCUAGAGGUGGAGGGAAUAGACAAGUGGUGUUGCCAAGUCGAGUCGUGUGCUUUUGGGCAGGUCUCCUCUACCAGAGAGUACAAGGCGCUCCGAGUCUUUAGAAUUGAUGGCCGGCAGGUAUGUGAAGUUAUCACCUUUGAUGGCACCAACCAUGGAAGCUGGAGGAGAAAGCAGGACCCUCCCUCCCAUAUCUGUACCAGUCGCAAUAUGAGACAUGCGGUCAUCGAUGGUGUGGUGUACUUCCUGAUGGAUUUUUGUUCCUCUUAUUUUGAAACUGGGGGUGUUACCAUUGAACCUGGUAGCGUAGCUUCCUUCAACCUCGAGACGGAGGAGUGGAGUGUUCUACGUGGUCCAGAACAGGUGCAGAGUUUUGUGCAAGACAACGAGAAUUACCAUUACAUACAACUUGGACUCGAGUUAUCAGUGGCUGAGUUGAAUGAUUGCUUAGUUAUGGUUCAUGAUAUCCAUAAGGUAUCUAUGAACUUGUGGUUUUUGGCAGAUUCCGAGAAAGGUAUCUGGGUCAAGAAAUACAUCAUGCCUUCACAUGUUGCUAGGCCUCGUCUAUACCCUCUUCUGGUAUUAGAUGAUGGGAGAAUUUACUUCAGCGGGAAGGAUUAUCUGCAAGGUUUCCUUAGUAGUGGAGAGCCAGGAGGGGGAUUUCUGCUUAGUUAUGAUCCAAGAAAUGACUCCGACGCACUAAAACUGAAAGGUUCCCAAUCCAUUGGCAUUUACACAGGAAGCCUGCUGAGUUUAUAGAGUAGCUGUCAAUGAUGAGGUGAAUGAUGCAACUGGCUGGGUAAUGUCAACAAUUAGUGAGACAAUGUACUGAUGCAUGCAUCAAUGGAAAAGUACUUUGCCUUCAAAGUAUAUUAUGUUAAUCUCUGAUAUAUUUUGCAUGAGAAGAUUUGCAGUCUUCUUUGUAUGUUGGGAUUUUAUUAGAACUAAGGACGUUGAUAGAGUAUGAUGCCUCAUGUUAUCAUACCAAAUUAUAAAGCUGCAAGUUGUAGUA